Messenger RNA from Haplochromis burtoni (Burton's mouthbrooder), 8483 nucleotides. RefSeq names its product axin 1 (gene axin1). NCBI's taxonomy places the organism in Eukaryota, Metazoa, Chordata, Actinopteri, Cichliformes, Cichlidae. Gene Ontology annotation, biological process: negative regulation of canonical Wnt signaling pathway. Bases 2847 to 5324 code for a protein of 825 amino acids. The transcript has 10 exons. The record is from RefSeq and is a predicted model, not a curated record.
UUUUCUCCAUCUGUGUGUUCACCAAAUAUAAACAUGUAGACCCAGAAGCUGUUGACCCUUGGAGGAGAAAAUUUCCAGUUAACACUACAAAGGAGUAUACUACAAAAGAUGUUUGACAUAGCAACACUUCCUUUGCGCUAGCUGGCUUGACUAAACCUGAAACUCUCAGUCAGUGAUAAGGGGUAUCUUUCAACUUUCUCUGUUAAACUUGGUUUUCCGGUUCAGGCUUUGUGUGUCCUGACAUAAAAGGAGGCGUUUCACUCGCCAUAUGACUUUUCUUUUUCACAAAAUGAUUCCAAUCGUAGACAUUAUCAGGUCAUGAUGAUUCAAAAAAAUCCGACAAAAAGUACAACACUACUGGAAAUAAGCAAAGAGAGUAAUGCUGCAACAAGAGUGUUAACAUAAAGAUUUUGACUGGAGUUCAUGUAUUUAUUUUAAAGCUGAUUGCACUCUUGGUGCUGCUGGUUGUUUUUAAUUGGAUUUUUAAUUGGAGCUUGGAAACUUUAGAUUAGAUACAAGUAACAUCACAUGUUACUAUUCCAAGUAGCCCACUAAAGGGGAUAUUAAAAUAGCUUUAGUAAUGUACGCCUUAGCAAGUUGCUCAUGUAAAACUCUGACUUUAAACUCAUCAUAGCUCGCUAACCCAUUGAUCUUGCUUCAUAGUAUACUCUCAAGUCUCCAAAAACAGGUACAAAAUGCAAGAACCCAUAACAAGGCAAUGUGAUAACAAUAAAAAAACUAAUAAAAUAUACAAUAAAUAAAUAAAAUGGUAUGCAAACCCUAGGAUAAAAUGAUUAAUUUGUCAGUUAAAAUAAGCACAUAAAUAUGUUCUUAUGUGGGACGAUUCCAGAGUCUGGUGGCAGAGAAUGGUUGCCUUUAGAUUAUAGACAAGACGAAGAGAAAUUGUUGGGAUGACCUUAAGGAGCAAAAUAUGGAAUUAAAAAACCUGUAAUAUUUUUGUGCAGCUGAUUCAUGAAGGGCUUUAACAAUUAAAAUGUUUAAAAUCAGUUCCUUAUUUCACAGCUGGCCAGUGAGUAAAAACAACAGUGAUGCGUUGUCUUAUAAUACUAUAAGACUAUAAUACUAUAGCCUGGCCAAUGCAAGAUUUUUAAGGCCAAUACUGAUAUAUGGUCAUUUACAAAUAUAAUCAGCCAUUUUUUUCCCUUUCAAACAUAAACAGAUUUGCCUAUCAUUUGGUAGGAGUAGUUAUUCACGAGUCCUUAUUAAGAUAACAUCACAAUGCUUGAUUAUUGUCACAGCAAGCCAUGGAUUACUUGUGUACACUCUGUUUACGCUCUGCCCGACUCUGCUCGGACAAACUGGUUGUUAUGAUUGGGAUAUUCCAAACAAGUGUUGCCAACUGGGAAGUUACACAGUGCCCCCUGGCUGACAGACUAUGCAACAUCUCCCAUCUUAUAUUCAUCGGCCAUUAAAAAUUCUGAUAUCGAUAUGUCACGAAUAUGUGCAGGGAUUUACAGUUAACCAGCUGAGGAGUGACAAAGGUUUGGAUAACUAUUUGUAUUAGCACUUGUAGUUCGUAAGAAGCUGUUCUUCACAACAUUACCUGUUUGAUUGUUAAAAGCUAAGAAUGAAUCCAUAAAAACAUCAAGAUUUAAACUACAGAUCUACAUAUGUGACUAGAGGACCAAAUUAUUUUUGUUUCACUCAAAGAAAGUAGCAGUUAAAAAAUUGACAGUGCUGGAAUUAUUCUGAUUUGCUUUUGGAAGAAACAACAAUAACACAGAGUAACUGAUGCUAUAAAGAGAGAACUGUCAGGGUACUUAAAAUGCUUAAACUGCUUCUGCACAAAAUCAAUUUUGCCUCGAGGAGGCUGCAGUGCAUUGGGCCUUUUUCAUGUUUUAUGUUGCCCGCAUAAAUAUUGUAAGAACUACAGUUCACACUUGAAAGGUUUCCAGGUUUGAGCCGGUUUUUGGAGUGAUACGUUGAGACAAUGUUUGUGUUCUUGUUGUAUACACCUGUAUCCUGUUAUCCUACUCUAGUUUUUUCUUUUAAUGAUUUCAUGUAAUUACUUACUAAUCAAAAACAAUAUGUUAUUAUAGUGUCCCACUAGCUUUACAUCUUAGGCUCAGUAAAACAGUGUGACAGCUGAGGAAUUCAAAUGACACAAUCAGUCAGCAGCUGCACAUUGGCUAUUGUAAACUGCUUAUUAUAUUUGUUAAUUCAUGCAUUUCAGUUUUCUUCAUAAAGACACUCGAACAAGAUCUCUUUAUCCCAGUUGCUUUAAAAAUACUUGCAAAAAUUGCAUUUACACAGAAAAUUUACCAUAUUUUUUUGUAUCAUGAAUAAUGAGGCCAGCCAGAUUCAUUGUUUUCACACUAUUAGUAUGUUAAAGUUUAGCUGAUGGCCUCAUCAUUAUGUGUUAUGUACCGGUACGUUUGAUGGCUGCUUUAUCAGAUGUUCUAGCGAAACUUCCUGGUGGUAAAAGUUUAUGAUAAAGGCUGCCUGAAUGCAGCACAUAACAGGAAGAGUAAACCCUUGCUGAUUUUAACUGAUCAAAGCGGCUCUUGUAGAAUAAUCAGUAAAGUCAUCUGGUGCAGUCUGUGGUUGGAAUGAAACCUGUAGACUCUCUGACUCCGAAACAAGUGGUUGCCCAACCUGCUCUGAAGUGUAGUCUACUCUUGCUGAUAAGUGCUACUCAUUCCCUGAAGAAGUUCUUUAGUGUCUUUUGUGGAUACAUUCUGAGUCUGUGUCAUGGUUUCUGCCUGGCAAGACACACUCCGACAAAAUAAGGCUCCUCAAACCCAUUAAGGAGUUCUUUUGCAGUGGCAUAAGUAGAACUCUGGAUCGAAUAGUUGUGCAGUGUGGGCUCUACGGGGACGUGGUAUAUGGAUGCUGGGACUAUGAGCAUAAGCGACAAACGGGGCUACUUAGCAGACCUAGGAGGCAGCUUCACUGAGGAUGCUCCCAGACCUCCUGUCCCCGGUGAAGAAGGAGAGCUCAUAUGCAGUGAUGGUCGCCAGCACAGCAACCUCGGCUUCUCCUCGAAGAAUGAGAGCCUCAAAUGUGAGCCGUCUGUGGCUACACCCAGGCGAUCUGACUUGGACCUGGGUUACGAGCCGGAGGGCAGCGCUUCGCCAACACCACCCUACUUAAAGUGGGCGGAAUCUCUUCAUUCUCUCCUGGAUGACCAGGAUGGCAUCCUGCUGUUUAGGACGUUCCUCAAGCAAGAGGAAUGUGCAGAUAUGUUGGACUUCUGGUUUGCCUGCAGUGGUUUUCGGAAACUUGAAGCCAGUGAGGUUACUGAGGAGAAGAAGGUGAAACUGGCAAAGCUGAUAUAUAAGAAAUACAUCCUGGACAACAAUGGGAUUGUCUCUAGACAGAUCAAACCAGCUACAAAGUCCUUCAUCAGAGACUGUGUGAUGAAGCUUCACAUUGAUCCUGCCAUGUUUGAUCAGGCUCAGACUGAAAUACAGACUAUGAUGGAGGAAAAUACCUAUCCAUUAUUCCUUAAAUCUGACCUAUAUUUGGAAUACACACGGACAGGGGGUGAAAGCCCAAAGUUGUACAGUGACCAGAGCUCGGUUUCUGGCAAUGGAAAGGGGCUAUCGAGCUAUUUACCACCUUUAAAGGAGUAUGAGGAAUGGAGAUGCGACCAAGGACCAGAGGAGCUGCCUGAGUGCGACCCCACGCCAAGCAGCCGUCUGACUCAGAAGCUGCUGAUGGAGACGGCACAGCAACGAGUUGCCAACAGCACAAGAUUCCAGGACAGUCACGAGUACAGGCAUGCACCAUGUCGGGAGACAAUCAACCCGUACUACGUCAACACUGGCCAUGUUAUGGCUCCUGCCACCAGCGCCAAUGACAGUGAGCAACAGAGCAUGUCCAGUGACGCAGACACCAUUUCCCUUACAGACAGCAGUGUAGAUGGGGUUCCACCCUACAGAUACCGCAAGCAGCAUCGCCGCGAGAUGCAUGAAAGUGCCAGAGCAAAUGGGCUAGUGCCACUACCUCAUAUUCCACGCCCAAACCGGAUUCCAAAGGAUAUACACGUGGAGCCAGAAAGGUUUGCUGCAGAGCUGAUCAGGAGACUGGAGGGCGUACUGAAAGAGAGGGAGGCUCAGGAGAAACUAGAGGAACGACUGAAGAGAGUACAGUUGGAAGAGGAGGCUGACGAAGUCAUGAUGGCCACAGCAACAUCAUUAUCCAGUCACAGGUUCCCCCCUGGUGCUUAUUCACAGAAUUACAACCCGCGCUAUGCUGACAACACCUACAGCGCUCCUUUUGUCGGAGAUGCUCAUGAAGAAAACCCAGAGAGCAUCUUGGACGAUCACGUGCAGCGAGUCAUGAAGACCCCGGGCUGCCAGUCGCCGGGAACCGGCCGUCAUUCUCCGAAGUCGCGCUCACCAGACGGUUUCCCAGGGAUAAAAGGGAUUGGGAUGCCAGGCCAGGGUAAACAUGCAUCCAGGCACGGUUUCAAGGGAGAAACUAGCCACUUGUACCACCACAAACACCAUAGCCACCACACAAGCGUGGGCAAGCCCAAAGAGCAGGUGGAGGCUGAUUUAGUCACGCAUGUGCAUGGGAGCUUUCCCUGGAGCAUCGAGUCAAGUCAUUACGGAUCAAAGUCUCGCAGCUAUGCAGACGGCAUGGGAUCCAACCCCAUGGACUAUGCAGGGUACAUCGGGAGAGGUGGCACACAGUGUAAAAGAGCAUCAAAGAGAGGUGAGGAAUUGCGGCCUUAUGACAUGCCGGGGCCUGGAGAGGAGAUGGAGAAAAACCAGAAGAUCCUUUUGUGGCUGAUGGAAGGACAGAAAGAAAUGGUUCAGCAUAAGAGAAGCCCAUAUGGGAGCACCACUGGGUCCAAAAGGACUGUUGGACAUGAAGGAUCCCGCCUCGGCUCAACAGGGUCGAUGCAUCCGUGCAUCAGUGGUCAGCUGCGGAACAGUGUGCAGCCGUCUCACCCUUUCAUCCAGGAUCCCACCAUGCCGCCCAACCCAGCUCCCAGCCCCCUCAUUCAGCUGGAGGAGGUUUGCCGGCGACUCGAGGAGGAGAAGAUGAAGUCCGGAACAUUGCAGCCUAAGCAAAGACAUAAAGCUACUAAAAAGCAGCCAUGUGAAAACAUUACUGUGGCGUACUACUUCUGUGAGGAGCUGAUACCUUACAGGACUUCUGUCAAAGGGAGGGUUGUCACGCUGGGCCAGUUCAAAGAACUGCUAACAAAGAAAGGAAAUUACAGGUAUUAUUUCAAGAAGGUAAGCGAUGAGUUUGACUGUGGGGUGGUGUUUGAAGAGGUACGUGAAGAUGACGCUAUCCUGCCCAUCUUUGAGGAGAAGAUCAUUGGCAAAGUAGAAAAAGUUGACUAAAGGGGAGAGAGCCGAGUAGCCAGCGUAUGAUGGACUGAGGAGCAAGUGGAUGGUGAAGAGGAAGUGCUUUACAAAGGAGAAUGGAUAAGGAGGUGAGAAAAAAGGUGGAUCCAGAGUCAGAAGAUUAUAGUAGUGGUCAUUGACUUCUGUAUCACGGCUGCAGCGAAGUUGGACUUGAAGAAGAAAAAUCUCCUUUUCUUUUUGGAGUGUAAUGUAGCAUUGUAAAGUUUACUAGAAAACAAGAACAAAAAGUGCUACUAAUGCUACGUAUUUUUGAUAAUGACUUAUCAAAGGGUUUCCUUUCUAAAGUAACUGCACUUGUAAUUUUUAUAUGUAUUGAUACCAGAUGUGUACAGUUUGUGUUAAAAUACAGCAAAAAUUUUCUAUCUAUUUAAGUAUUUAAAUUGCUACCUAAUUAAAGCUGAAGCGUUGCCCCUCGUGAAGACGAUCCGAUUCCUCGAUAGGGCUGAUUCUUGUUUGCUUUUUUUCAUUAAUUGUAAGAGCCCUCUGGACUCUAAUGUUUGUGACUUUAAAGUGCUUUUAAUACUUCACUUCUCAGAACUUUAUUUAGAGGCAUCAAAUCAGACUGCUUGUUCGUUAUAUUAUAUACUACUGACUCGGUGUAGACCUUCUAAAGAACCCAUUCUUGCAACCCAGUGUAGGAAUUUUAUUAAUGUAUUUAAAAAUAUAUUUAAAAAGUCCAAUACAGAAUAGAUUAUAAUGUCUGUCUUAUGGCUCGGUCACACAUGAGUAAAAGUAGGAUGGCAACCUUCUUGCAACAGUUUGAUUGCACUGAAUUUGUUUGCUGUUGGACUGCAAGUAGUUAUGGCCACAAGCCUCCAGUGGUUUAAUGUGCAACACCCUCAACCUGUGGGUGACCACUUUAGAUCUCCUCUGCCAUUUGAACAGGGCCAAGCAGUCACGAUUUGAGUUGGACUGACUGCAGUCACUCUUAGAUUAGCAAAGGCUGACAAAUAUCUGCCAUUUAAUUUAUAAAUGCAGACUGCAAACAUAUUCCAGUCGUUCUGAGUCAGUCUUGCUGCCUUGCAUCGUUUUGCAUUAGGGGACUUGAUAGGUUGUCAAACACCCAUGCUAUUUUGCAGUUAAAUUACUGUCCUACAGAAACUAUGUCACUAUUUUUGGAGGAAUCUGUGUUUCAUAUCUGUGAGGUUCUGGCUUGACUCUGAAUGUAAGUAGUUAAUGUGAAUUUCUGUGUAUGUAGUUGGCAACAGAUUUUCUCUUUUUGGCGAUUUAUUGCGUGCCAACUUGACCCCAACGAAAGUUGCUUUAAAAAUGGCAACUUACUACAUUUGGUUGAAGCAACCGUUACAAAGGCAACAAGACCACAAGUUUAUUGCAUGUGGCUUCAAUUAUUUUUUUUUGUCACAGUCUCUCAGCCACUGUUUUCCCUGGUAUAGGUGACUGUAACAGAGAACAACCAUAUCCUCCAUACAUUUGCUGUAUAUGGCAUGUAAGUGUGGCUUAUUGCUAUGUUCUUUAAGAUUUGUCCAUUACAUUGCUUUUAUCCUAAAUUAAACUUAACAGGUGAAAAUGGAUGCAAUAAUAGUGACGAAAAAGUUGUGAUUAAAAAUCCCAAGGUGAAUACCUAUGCAACUUGGUUUAUAAUUUUGGUUACUUAACAACAACAAAAAAAACAUUAGGCGUUGCGUUUUUUAAGUCAAAAUAAGCACAUUAAAUAGAAAAAAAUAUAUAAUUAAAGACUUCACAUAUCUGUCAGGCUAUAAAAAGUCAGUAUCAAUAAAUUAAAUAAAGCCAACAUUUGAAACGGCACGAGAUUUUGCAGAUUUUUCGUUCUAAUUAUUUAUUGACUUGUGUAAAACUGAUAUUACCAGUUAAAAUUCUAACUUUUGCUUGUUUGAGGUAAACAAGUUUUAAUUUUUUUUUAAUUUUUAAUUUUUAAUUACAGAAUCUAUUUGGACAUCGUGAUGCCAAAAAGCAUCUCAAUAUCAAUUUCAAGUUUAUUUUUUGUCUUUUCAACUUUGAGGUCCUUAGUUGGCUGGUAAAUUAAUAAGGGACUGCACUAAGAGCUCAUGUCUACUCGAUAGCCUUUUCUAGCUUAUAACAGUCACAUAUUGUGCCUGACAGGAUGUGUUUAUUGACGUUUAGUAAAUUUGCGACGGACACAUUAAACCAAAGAGGAGGAAAAGGAGGCAAAUGCUCAUAAAUGUUGAAGCCUCGUUUCCAAAAUAGCUGUAAGUGAAAGCCUACAGAAUUGAUUUGAUUUCAGCAACUUGCUUCAAAAAAGAUUGGACAGUUUCAUAAUAUACAAACAUGUAAAAUGUAUUAUCCAAGUAACAGGGUUUAAACCAUUUAGGCUUUAAUAUAUUUGAAUAAUACACUUUUACUACAGUGGUGUUUUUCCACCUGUUUGUAUUUUCUGACUUUUUGAUUUUGGCACCAGGUUUAUACUGAAAUAUCUCACACAAAAAAAGUCAGCUAGGGUGUCUAAGGUGACAUUAAGAUUCAAGGCCUCCAUGUUUUAUUUUUUCUUAUUUUCUGUUCUUCCCCAUUGUGCUGAAGCAGUGUGCUCUAAUGAGUGUGUAUUCCUUUGUAAUGGAAAGACCCGUGGGCCUUGAAUUCAAAGUGCUGUAUUGUAUGCGUUGUUGCGUAGAACCUUGUGUAAAGAAUGCCUGCUUUUUUUUUUUCUUGACAUGCUGCUUUUUUUAGAUUUCUAAUUUAAGUCAGUUUAAUAUAUGAAGUGCGUUAGCCUUCUGUUGUCGUUUGCCUGGUAAAUUGUGUAUUUAACAAAUUGAAAUUCCCAUUUAUUAUUUCUUUUAAAAUAUCAACUGUAUCAUCAGUCUUACUGUAAUAGUCCCAGAAGUGAACUUCUCUUAUUUAAGAUCAGUAUGUGGAUAACAAACAGCAGAGUGCCUUUAUUGCUAUGCUAAUGAUGUCUUUAGUGUAACUUUCUGAGGGAUAUGGGGACGAGCUUUAAUUUUGCAUUGCCAUGAGUUUAGUUCAGUAUUUGUAACAGUUCCACCUUUUAAUGUAAAUAUGUAAAACUUAAAUUGCCCCUGACCAGCAGCCCAACUGUCUCAUUCAGUACCUUGGAGCGGUUUCUGUUCAGUGACUGGCAUGGGAACCAUUUGAGGUACCAAUAAAUACUUGCAAUAAAAAAGCACUUGUGUUCAAUACAAA